ACGUAAACCAUUAUGCGUAAAAUAAUUAUACCUCACGGGUUAAAUAUGGUUAACUAGGUAUUUAAACUUUUUAAGACAUAAUUAAUGAUGUCGUCUAGAAGCAUCGUGAACUUCGUGAUUGUUGCCACCUUCGUAAAAUUACCAUGCAAGGUAAAAAAAACUGUGAAAUAUUGUUGGGGUUCUUUUUUGUCGAAUAUUUUCGGGGUGUUAUGAAAUGAAUUUAGCACUAUGGCUAAAAAAGAAAAAAAAAAAGAGGACUGAAUCAUUAAUUUUUUACAAUUUAAUUAAAUAUAAUCGUCUAUUUCUUUGUCCCCAAGUUGAGUAUACCCAUAAUAUAAAUACCUCUCAUUAGCCUCCCCAUUGUUUCAUACUCAGCUUUCCUCUUUACACGUUAAGUGAGAAAGUUAACAAAAAAAAAAGAAGUUGAGAGAAUUAUCAAAAAGAAAUUGUCUAAAGAAAAAAUGAGACUGUUGAGCGUCAGAUCGAAUUCAGAAGAUGUGGCGAUGCACGCAACGUCAGGAUCGUCUUCAGCUUCCGUGAAUCACGGUACGGUACCGCAGUCGCCGUGGCACUCACCGGUUCCUUAUCUCUUCGGCGGUUUAGCGGCGAUGCUUGGACUCAUAGCCUUUUCUCUUCUCAUCCUCGCAUGCUCUUACUGGCGCCAUUCCGGCGAAGAAGGUGGUCGGAACGGCGGGGAAGUGGACGAAGAGAAAGAGAGUCGGUCUGGGGACAAGGUGGCGAGCGGAGCGUACGAGGAGAAGUUUCUAGUCAUUAUGGCCGGAGAAAAUUUGCCAAGGUUUCUUGCGACGCCGACGGUGAAAAAGUGUACGUGCGGUGUUCAGGAGGGUAAAAUGGUAAUUUCUCAGGAGGAUAAUGUUGUUGCUGAAGAGGAGAAGCAGAUGGGAGAAGGUGAAGAGAAGGUGAAAGAUACAGGAGAACCAACAACAAGUCACUAAGCUUUAAUUAAUUUCUUUUUUGUUUCUUCUUCUUGUUUAUGAGAGUUUUCUAGAGAAAUUUUCCUUGUUGUGAUUCCUAAGAAUGUAAAUUUUACUAUAGGGCAAGAUUUUGGGGUUUUACUUAUUUUGUAAUGUUUUUAUAUUUUGUUAUACUAAAUCCUUUAUUUAAAUU
Brassica rapa (field mustard) is the source of this 1128-nucleotide messenger RNA. RefSeq names its product protein GLUTAMINE DUMPER 1. Gene Ontology annotation, biological process: regulation of amino acid export. NCBI's taxonomy places the organism in Eukaryota, Viridiplantae, Streptophyta, Magnoliopsida, Brassicales, Brassicaceae. The record is from RefSeq and is a predicted model, not a curated record.